GAUGAAAAUUGCGGAGUAAACAAAAUGCGAAUUGGAUCAGUUUAGAGAGAAAGACAAAUCAUGCACGUGGGCUGCACGAUAAUUAGAAGAGGUAUAAGGGCCUGACUAGAGGCUUGGUUUCAUAGACGAGUUUUAUCAUGCACGACAGGAUAGUUACCUUCCAAACCUAAUCCUCAUUCUGCCGAAAUACCAGAUUGCUUCGCUCCAACUUAGUUACUCUCACAAAUCACAAUGAGUCGUUGGUUCAGUUUCGGUACAACGAAGGAGGCUGAGCCCCAGACUGCCCGGGCAUUACCUGCGUCGUGGUACCGCUCCUCAGCCAUGUAUGAACUGGAAAGACGAGCAAUCUUUUCCAAGAAAUGGAUAGUCGUAUCACACAAGGCGAGGUUCACUGAAAUAGGUGAUUUCUUGCGUAUAACCCAGGCUGGCUUUACCUUUUUCUUGAUCAAAGACCGACAAGGCGAGAUCAGGGCUCAUCACAAUGUUUGUCGGCAUCGGGCGUUUCCGCUGGUAGAGCAAGAUGCAGGAAGAGUGAAUAUUCUAUCUUGCAAGUAUCAUGGCUGGUCCUAUGGACUUGAUGGCAAAUUGGCCAAGGCUCCAAAAUACCAAGAGGUUCCAACAUUCGACAAGUCGACCAAUAACCUGUACCCAAUACACGUGCAUAUCGACAAACUCGGUUUCAUCUGGAUCAACAUGGACUCCAGCCCUACUCCCACUGUCGCUUGGGAGGACGACUUUGCUGCUGUUGACACUCAACCGCGCCUUCAGCCAUUCGACAUGGAAGCUUAUCACUUUGAUCAUCAGUGGGAAAUGAUUGGCGACUAUAACUGGAAGACUUUGGCAGAUAAUUACAACGAAUGCUACCACUGUCCUACUGGACACCCUGCCCUCAAUGCCCUCACCGAUCUGUCAAAAUACUGGGUUGAGACUGCAGGUGGUCAUAUACAGCACUUCAAUGUCGAUAAGCCAGACAAAGACGGCAUGGGUAUCUACAGUACUUUCUACUAUCCCAAUGCCUCCAUUACGAUCUCGCCUACCUUCUUCUACAUUAUGCGCUGCAUCCCCAUCUCCGCAUCGCAGACCAAGAUGGAGUACGAGGUCUACAGAGGCAACAAUGCCUCAGACGAGGAGUUUAACGAGAUCAGCGACUGCUUCAAGCAGAUUCUCAAGGAAGACAAGGAUCUCUGCAAUGCGGCGCAGAAGAACUUGAACGCUGGCAUAUUUGUCAAUGGUGAACUGCACCCUCGAGUAGAAAAGGGCCCUCUCUUCUUCCAGGAAACUACGCGGAAACUGGUCAUGGAACAUCAUCAGCAGGAAGAGUCUGAGGGGCAUGAGAUCUGGUCAGCUGCACCGAAGAAUGGGCAGUCCGGGAAUGGGCAGGACGACAUUGAUUUCUGCAAUAAACUGGAAGCAUGUGCUGGGUCUGAUAGCCUCAAGUGGUGAUAAUUUUGACCUAGUUACCAAUAUUUGUAGCACGCAAGUAAUACAUGUACAGAAAAUGUGAUAGCCAGUCUCACUACUUUAAAGCAUUGUAUUUCCCCAAUCAAGGCUCAACCACUCGUCAAUGGCCCU
Molecule: messenger RNA, 1572 nt
Organism: Fusarium redolens
Lineage: Eukaryota; Fungi; Ascomycota; Sordariomycetes; Hypocreales; Nectriaceae
Product: Rieske [2Fe-2S] iron-sulfur domain-containing protein
Exons: 5
Coding region: 232-1443 (403 amino acids)
Molecular function (GO): 2 iron, 2 sulfur cluster binding; iron ion binding
Source: RefSeq, a predicted model, not a curated record